This is a messenger RNA of Paramormyrops kingsleyae, 1554 nucleotides long. It is a transcript of the gene timm44, whose product is annotated as translocase of inner mitochondrial membrane 44 homolog (yeast). Gene Ontology annotation, cellular component: mitochondrial inner membrane. Gene Ontology annotation, biological process: protein import into mitochondrial matrix. The record is from RefSeq and is a predicted model, not a curated record. Gene Ontology annotation, molecular function: protein-folding chaperone binding. NCBI's taxonomy places the organism in Eukaryota, Metazoa, Chordata, Actinopteri, Osteoglossiformes, Mormyridae.
CUUUUUUGCGCCGUCAGAGGCUCGGGUACAGAAAAAGGUCACGGGUGUGAUAGCGAAGAUGGCGGCCUCCUUGUGUCAGUGUUACCAGCGCGGCAUCCGGAGGAGCUGCCUGUUCCUGACCACACGUCUGUAUGUGUCCACAUUUGGAACAGCUCACACAUACAGGAUAUGCGGAUCACACAAAGCCCUUCCCCAGGUGCGAUAUGCAUCCGGUGGGGGUGGCGGCCGCAAGGGCUUCCUGGGGGAAAUCCUGGACAACAUAAAGCAGGAGCUCGGCAAGAACAAGGAAAUGAAGGAAAACAUUCGGAAGUUUCGGGAAGAAGCCAAGAGGUUGGAGGAGUCGGACGCACUCAAGCAGGCCAGGAGGAAAUACAAAACGAUUGAAUCUGAAACUGUGAAGACAUCUGAGGUACUGAAGCAGAAGCUGGGAUCCCUGUCAGAGACUAUGAAAGAGGGCCUGGAGGAGGUGAGCCGUACAGACCUGGGUAAGAAGGUCAUGGAGGGCAUGGAGGAGGCCGCCAAGACGGCCAAGCGCUCGGCGGAGACCGUGUCCAAGAGUGGGGAGAAGCUGGGCAAGACCGGGGCCUUCAAGGUUAUCUCUCAGGGCAUGGAGACGGUCAAGAAGGAGAUCGAAAUGGGACAGAGCGGCCCCUACCGCCCCCCCCCCCAGUUAAGGAAGAGGACGGACUUCUCCUCCAAAGCGGGGGGGGCGGUGUCCAAGGUCUUUGAAGCUAAUGAGGAAGCCAUGGGUGUGGUUCUACACAAAGACUCAAAGUGGUACCAGCAGUGGAAGGACUUCAAAGAGAACAAUGUGGUUUUCAACAGGUUCUUUGAAAUGAAGAUGAAAUAUGAUGAGAGUGACAACAGCUUUAUCCGCGCCUCGCGUGCCGUCACGGAUAAAGUCACCGAUCUCAUUGGUGGGCUGUUCUCCAAGACGGAGAUGUCUGAAGUGCUGACUGAGAUCCUGAAGGUAGACCCCAACUUUGACAAAGACUCUUUCCUGAAGCAGUGUGAACAGGACAUCAUUCCCAACAUCCUAGAGGCCAUGGUUCGUGGAGAUCUGGACGUCCUGAAGGACUGGUGCUAUGAAGCUACGUACAGCCAACUAGCGCAUCCCAUCCAGCAGGCCAGGACGAUGGGUCUGCAGUUCCACUCUAAGAUCCUGGACAUUGACAACGUCGAUCUUGCCCUGGGGAAGAUGAUGGAACAGGGUCCCGUGCUGAUCAUCACCUUCCAGGCCCAGCUGGUCAUGGUGAUCCGCAACACCAAGGGAGACGUGGUGGAGGGGGACCCGGAGAAGGUCCUGCGUAUGAUGUACGUGUGGGCGCUGUGCCGCGAUCAGGAGGAGCUGAACCCGUACGCGGCCUGGAGGCUGCUGGAUAUCUCCGCAUCCAGUUCAGAGCAGAUCCUCUGAGGGCCGGCCGGUGCAGGGAUGGAGGACGUGGGCAUGCUGGCUUGGCCCAUCACCCGCCAGCAGUCACCUGGAACGACAGGCUGCUCCAUCACCCUCCACCCCCCCCCCAUUCCUGCUCUGCUUGCUUGAGGAGCAGUUCU